Messenger RNA from Racocetra persica, 252 nucleotides. The record is from the annotation of a GenBank genome assembly. NCBI's taxonomy places the organism in Eukaryota, Fungi, Glomeromycota, Glomeromycetes, Diversisporales, Gigasporaceae.
AAUAAUCAAACAAAGUGUUUCUUAUGCAUAAAAGAAAACAGAAAUUGUACUGAACAAAAUAAAUUAAGACUAGAAAAAGAAAUAGAACAACAAACUACAACAGUAGUACAAUUAUUCAAACAAUACCUAAAAAAACUAAUAAUAUCUAACAAAAACAAGAAACUUAACGAACUACUAAAAGGAAUAACAUUACAAAUAGAACCAUCAGGAUCUUUUGAUAAAGAAUUAUUAGAAAAUAAACAAGAAAAUUGA